Messenger RNA from Serpula lacrymans var. lacrymans S7.9, 466 nucleotides. It is a transcript of the gene QCR7, whose product is annotated as subunit 7 of the ubiquinol cytochrome-c reductase complex,QCR7. The record is from RefSeq and is a predicted model, not a curated record. Gene Ontology annotation, biological process: mitochondrial electron transport, ubiquinol to cytochrome c. The transcript is spliced from 4 exons. NCBI's taxonomy places the organism in Eukaryota, Fungi, Basidiomycota, Agaricomycetes, Boletales, Serpulaceae. The coding region runs from base 15 to 392 and encodes 125 amino acids.
AAGCAUACCAAGACAUGAACGCCCUCGGUCCCUCUCUCGCUCCCUACAUUCGUUCGUCACGAACCCUAAGCAAAUGGGUUAAGCCCAUUUCUGUAUGGUAUGCAAACUUAAUGGGCUAUCGGAAAAUGGGCUUGAAGUACGACGAUUUAUUAAUCGAGGAGCAUCCAGAUGUCCAAAGAGCACUCACCCGCUUAACUCCCCGCGAGGCCUAUGAGCGUGCAUACCGCUUCAAGGUCGCGUCUCAGUGCAGCGUUUUGCACAAACCUCUGCCAAAGGAAGAAUGGCUCGCGUCUUCCGAGGACGUGCGUUACCUGAAGCCCCACGUCCUGGACGUUAUCAAGGAGAAUGAAGAGAGGGCAGCUUGGGACGAGAUGACUGUUCAAAGAAAAUGAUUAUCUACUUGAUUAAAUAUAAAUAUAGAGCUGAUGAGACAGUAUAGUCUUCUAUUGAACUCGCUGGUGUUUUC